GGCUCUCACACCAAAGACAGCGGAUCAAAAGAGAGUGGAACAACCUGAAGGACAACUGGAGAAUGUUGCUUGGUGGAAAUUGAGGGAAUCAAAAGACGAAGACCAACUGCAAACAUGCUCAAUGUGGAGGUUUACCCCAGUGUGACUCACAGCGUUGGAGAUCGCUGUAACCGAGACAGGGAAGCCCCUGCACACACACUUUUAUUCGCUCCCACUUGUGACAUGACCCAGAGGAUGCUGGUGCCCCCACCUGUCCACAGCGAGGCUGCUAAGCUCCACAGAGAUGAGGUGAAGAUGGAGCUGGAGAACUCGGCUCUGUGGAAGCAGUUCAGUUCACAGGGAACAGAGAUGAUCAUUACAAAAAAGGGCAGGCGUAUGUUCCCGGGGUUGAGGCUGAAGCUGUCUGGCUUAAACCCGUCUUUCCGUUACAUCCUCCUCCUCGACAUCGUUCCAGUGGACAACUCUCGCUAUCGUUUCCAAGGUGGUGGCUGGCAGGCCGUUGGAGCAGCAGAAGCCAGGCUACCAGACCGGGCGUUCAUCCACCCAGACUCGCCUGCCACAGGCGCACACUGGCAGAGUCGCACCAUCUCCUUUCAUUAUGCCAAGCUGACCAACAACACGCUGGACACACAGGGACAUAUCAUCCUGCACUCGCUGCAUCGCUACCAGCCCAGAGUUCAUGUGAUUGAAGCCAGAGACAUGUUGAGGUGGGGUGGAGGACAGCACACCUUUGUGUUCCCCGAGACCCAGUUCAUCACAGUUACCGCCUACCAGAACAGCAAGAUCACAGACCUAAAGAUCAACUCCAACCCCUUCGCUAAAGGCUUCAGAGAGGACGGCAUGAACAGCAAACGACAAAGAGAUGCAAGACAAAAGCGCAAAGUUGUAAACCUGAAGGACACUUUGGAGAACGCAAACUGUGACUCUGCUGAGUUUCUGCCAGAGCCCACGAGCCCCAGGACGGACCUGCAGGCGCUCGGCUUGGCCUCUCUGCCUCAACCACCUGAGCCCCGCUGCGUCUUCAAAGCUGGCGAGGCUUCCUAUCAGGACGUGCUGGCCCAUGACCAGUCGCUGGACCUGGGCCAGAGUUUCCUAGCCUCGGGGAUGUCUGAUAUCGGUAUUGCAAUGAACCACAGAAUGCAAGAAAGACAAGAAAAUGAAGAGGCAGAGAGGAUGAUUGAAAGAUCAGAGGCGAUGGCGGAACAAGCCUACGCUUUUUGUGCUACUCAAGACAACUCCUCCUCUUUUCCUUCAGCUCCUCUUCCUCAGACGUCCUCCUCCUUCCCCUCGCCCCAUGCCCCAGACUCCUCUGACACUUCGGGGCCUCAGAACUCCCUCAACUAUCCUCCCCUCUCUCUCUCAUCUGGCCCUGAUCACCCUAACACUCCUGCCCUGCAGCAGACCUCAUUCAACUUCCCAACUCCACCCCUUUCUGACUCCGCCUCUUCCCCGCUGCCCCUCGUCUCAUCCUCCUCCACGCCCUCCUCCACUAAUUACCACAUCAUGCCAGAGGCUGUCAGCCCCCAGACUCCUGCCUCCUUUCCUGCCCCUCCUGCCUCCUGCCAGUCAAAUCUUCAGAUUUGCAAUAAUUCACAGCCCCACCAGUUCUAUCUGGGUGAAGCCGUUUUCCACGGCGAUAAUCCACCCAGCGACCAGACAUCAACAGCUUUUACUUAUCCAAAUGUCCCGCCCACAAAUCCAGAUCCUCCUUCAGCUGUCACUCAACCCCUCAUCCACCAGCCUCCAUCUCUACCAUGCUCCCACAGCGCCCUCUCGUCCUGCUCUUACCCCUCCAUUCCCCCUCAGAUGCAAACUCUCCCAUAUCCGAGUUUGUCUCCAAGCCCCACCCUGCACCUCCCCAAUCUGACCCACCAAGCCUCAUCUAACUCCCACACUUCCACCUUCCCUCCUUGCUCUUUUACCCACGCAUCUUCCUCCCUCCCUCCCCCCUCCUUCCAAGCCGCCUCUUGCUUGGUUAGAUCUUCCUCGUUUCAGCCGUCUGCCUGUGCUGCUGGAGCUUAUCCUCAAAGCCUGCCUCAUCCAUCUGCCUCCUCCUCCACCUGCUCAUAUCCUCCAGGUGUCAUCGCCCACCCUCCCCCUUUGACAUAUCGCCCUGAAGUGGUACUGCACCAUCCAGCUUCCCUGUCCUCCCCCACCCCUCCUCCCACCCUCUACACUGCCUUCCCAUCAUACCCUCUGCGUCUGGAUCCUCACUCCUCCCUGAGCAUCCCCUUCAGGCCUCUCUAUCGGUAAAGCCUGCGGAGACAUCUGCACCUCAGUGGAACCAUCAGAGAAUUUACAAAAGACUGACAACGCAAAAAAAAGGACCGUUAUUUUUUAUUGCCACAAUGUAGCAAAACAUAGAAGUAGGAAAAGCAAAUCAUUGUACUUGGAAUGGGAAUUGUGCAUGAAUACUUUAAUUAAUCUUAUGCUAAUUUGUAUAU
This is a messenger RNA of Oryzias latipes (Japanese medaka), 2444 nucleotides long. RefSeq names its product T-box transcription factor 6 (gene tbx6). Gene Ontology annotation, biological process: regulation of transcription by RNA polymerase II; morphogenesis of embryonic epithelium; cell fate specification. Gene Ontology annotation, cellular component: nucleus; chromatin. Gene Ontology annotation, molecular function: RNA polymerase II cis-regulatory region sequence-specific DNA binding; DNA-binding transcription factor activity, RNA polymerase II-specific. Lineage: Eukaryota; Metazoa; Chordata; Actinopteri; Beloniformes; Adrianichthyidae. The record is from RefSeq and is a predicted model, not a curated record.